Messenger RNA from Aphanomyces astaci, 586 nucleotides. RefSeq lists its product as hypothetical. NCBI's taxonomy places the organism in Eukaryota, Oomycota, Saprolegniomycetes, Saprolegniales, Verrucalvaceae. The record is from RefSeq and is a predicted model, not a curated record. The transcript has a single exon. The coding region runs from base 53 to 586 and encodes 177 amino acids.
UCGAAAUCCAAUCCAGUCUCACUUUGCAUUAAUCAACAGCCUGCCUUCCUCAAUGCGCUCGAGCCAACCACAGCAGCCUUACGCGGCAGCCUCCGACGGCAGCCAAAUCAUGCGGGGGCAGUGGAAGUCUGGUCUGUUCCACUGCUGCGACCACCCCGUGCCCAACGGUCUUAUGUGCUGCUGCUGCCCCUGCGUGCUGUUGGCGCAAGUGGUGGGCCGUCUGGGCUUAUUUGACUACGUCCUCACGCUCCUGGUUCUGUUCUUGCUGUCGUGCACGGGGUUUGGGGGCCUCGUGGUCGCUGCGUUUGUCGUGUACCUUCGCGCCCACGUCCGCCGGUGGUUUGGCGUGCCUGGCUCUGUCUUGGAAGAUAUUUGCGUCGGCUGCUGCUGCUGCGGAUGUGCGAUCGCUCAGAUGGCGACCCAUGUCGACGCGUAUACGCCCGGCAAGUGUUCGUUGGAGUCCAAGGAUGCCUUGCCCGGCUACCAAACGCAGUUUCAACACCAGUCCCCGCCGCCGCCCCACGCUGCCUCCACGUCAUACGACGCCCCUAGCUCCGCGGCCACGUAUUCGGCGGAACGCGUGUAG